Messenger RNA from Haliotis rufescens (red abalone), 1691 nucleotides. RefSeq lists its product as uncharacterized. Gene Ontology annotation, molecular function: mRNA binding; zinc ion binding. The coding region runs from base 120 to 1007 and encodes 295 amino acids. The record is from RefSeq and is a predicted model, not a curated record. The transcript has a single exon. Gene Ontology annotation, biological process: oogenesis; negative regulation of translation. Lineage: Eukaryota; Metazoa; Mollusca; Gastropoda; Lepetellida; Haliotidae. Gene Ontology annotation, cellular component: perinuclear region of cytoplasm.
CGUCACACGUGCCAGGUGCAAGAGUCGUCAGUGCUGCCCAAAUUCUAUCACCCAAGGCGGCGCACCAUUGACCGAGGCUACCAUCUUUAACUCGGAGGCGACCUGUGGCUGAUUCAACAAUGCUACUACACCCUGUGCUGGAACCUGACUCCGGGGACUGUCGUACGACUGACGACUUUGAACUACUCGCUGGGGAUGGUGUUCCAAACCACCAAAGCCUACUACUCCCUCAGAUCCCCAAAUUCACGCCACAGCUCGCCAAGAAGAAAAUCUUGUCCGCCAAAGAAGACUUCAUAGGUAGGAAUGACUCCGCGUUUAGCGACGUGUUAUGUCUGGGGAACGACCACAUCUACGACCCCUACCAGGACUACUUUGGGUUGUGUCAGGAGUUCGCCGGGGGCCGGGGCGAGCUGAGCCCUAGUUCCGAUAUUUCCCUGUCAUCGGACGAGAGUAGCGACAGCUUCAAAUAUGCAAGUUUCCAAGCUUCAAAUCCAUCGCUUGUGAAUUCGAAUUUCAGCAAGUUAGACCAGGAAAGACUUUGUGCUUUGACGACGGCGGAAUUCGAAAGAAACGGAACUACUUACGAACUGGACGAGUAUGACAUCAUACAACAAAAGGUGCGUGGGCACGAACCCCCCACCCGCGAGAUCCCGGUUGUUCCAAAUGAUCGGAUCAAGGAAUACCUGUGGCUCAAACAGUGCAAGACAGCCCGUGGUGAUGCCACACAACUACAGGUGCAGGGGAAGAAAAAAUCGAAGUUGAUCUGUGUAUUCUGCAAGAACAACAAAGAACCUCCACACGUGUACACAGGACAUGUUUUGAAGGAUUCCCGUGGGUAUACAGCGUGCCCAGUGUUGAGGAAGUACCCGUGUCCAAUCUGCCAAGCCAUCGGGGACCACGCCCACACCAUCAAAUACUGUCCCUUCAACAACGACUCGGAGUUUCGAACCAGCCCCUCUCCUCUCCGUACGACGCGCAUGGCCACAGGUAAAAAGCGUCGUACAUGAAGAGUUUACCAGAGUGUGUAUACUGUUACAUUCCACCUUUCAAGUGUGUUGUUAUAACGGGGACUCGUAAUGCAUCCAGUUUUCCAGAUGAAUGGAGCUGAUUUUAUUCGCAACUGAUUUUAAUCUUGACUCGAAUGAGAAAUUGAUGAUGAACUCGCCUGUGUUGUGUAUGAUAUUAACUAUCUAGUUUUGUUUAUUGUUUAGCCUAGGAACACGUGAAUGUGUUGAAGAGGAGUGCUGUGUUCAAAACGAAUUUACCGUUUUGACAAAGAAUACAGUGCUUAUGUGUUAAAAUGCAGGGACAUUUUAACAAUGUAUGUGGUGCAAUGGACUGUCAAAUUUGGAGACGUUUUAGUUUGAAAAAAAAUCAUUCUCAGAGUACGUUAUAAGAAUUAGCUUGAAAUUUUACAUUUUAGGAUUUCAGAGUUUUUGUUGAUUUUCCAGUAGAUCUUAAUUAUUGUGCAUUUAAUGAUUUUAUUUAUGAUGCUUUAGCAUGUAGGAUUAUACGCCAUUGUAAAUUUGAAAUUUUAGAAGUUUCCGACAGUUUUAUUGAUAUGUUAUUUUAUGACCGCCAGUAUCGAAUACUGAUGGAAUAUGCCUCCUGUAAAUAGGGCGACUUUGUAAAGGCUCUGCUGUAUUGAGAAGUAGUAGUUUUAGUAUCAUAGAAUAUAGAUGUAAUUCAUA